AUGUUCUCUGCAAUGGCAGCCCCCGAUCAGACCACCUCAGCCUUGUUCGUUGCGUUUGAUCGAAACAAAGACGGCCGGCUCUCCUACGAGGACCUUCGUCAGGGAUUCAAUAAGUCCGGAUACAGGAUCAGUGGGGAGGAGCUGAAAGCACUGGUUGAUAGGUUUGAUACUGAUGGAGAUGGGGCCCUGGACUUCCCCGAGAUGUUGACGGUGAUGGCAUGUUUACACAAGUCAAACAAGGCAAGGGAUGAUCUUUACAAGAUAUUUAACGCUAUGGACGCCAAUGGAAACAGGCAGAUCAGUAAAAAGGAAUUGCAGACAUCGUUGGCGUUGUAUUGCGAUCAGAAAGUUUCAGACGAAGAAAUGGACGAAAUAAUGUCCCAGGUCGACUUUGAUAAUGACGGGUAUAUGUGCUUCAAAGAGUUCUCAAAAUGUAUUCAUCUCUUCAAAAAAUAAAGAAAACAAGAAUUAAUGAAUCAUCUUUUGAGUCAGACCCUAUCAGAAAUAUAAAAAGUAAUACAUUGUGUGUGAACGAUAUCGCUGUUUUACCUUGCUAACCACUACAACCAAUAACAACCUACAACUUAAACCAGAUGCACCAAAAUAGGGUGUUCAA
Messenger RNA from Bolinopsis microptera, 616 nucleotides. RefSeq names its product calmodulin-4-like. The coding region runs from base 1 to 456 and encodes 151 amino acids. The record is from RefSeq and is a predicted model, not a curated record. The transcript has 3 exons. NCBI's taxonomy places the organism in Eukaryota, Metazoa, Ctenophora, Tentaculata, Lobata, Bolinopsidae. Gene Ontology annotation, molecular function: calcium ion binding.